AACGGUGAGCAGUGACAACGAGCGACCUAAACGCAUGCUUCGCCCAAAGCGUCGACACACAGCGAACUGGACGGACGUGCUUUUGCGGAUACGCGUCGCAUAAAAUACUCGUACACAAGAAGUCACACGUACAAAACAAACAAAAAUAUAAUUGAAAUAUAUUUUUAAGUUGAAGUGUUUAAAAAGCCCGAUUGAAGCGUUAGUUUAGAAGUUUUGCAAAUGUUUACCCUGACAUGGGAAAAAUUCAACUCAAUUGAUGCUUACGUGUUGUUAUUAUUUUUUAUUGUGCUGAAGUGCUUUGCAAGUGAAUUAUUUGCAAGUUAUAAAAAAACGUGUUUAGUCUACUUUCGAAUCAAAGUGUUUCACUAUAACCAGAAACAAAAAAUAAAAGCUGUUCGACUCAUCAGGAGCGUGAGCGCGUGAUGGCAAUCGAAAAUCAAUUGUUAAAAUACAAAUUUCGUAACCGAACAAUUCAUUUGCAUUUUUUGCAAUAAAUAAAACAGUGUUUCAAAUACUUAAACUUGUUUUAAGUAUAUACAUAUCUUUUAAUUGAAUUAAAUGGGCAAUUGCCAAGAGAAAUUGGUGUGAUUAGUGUGCGGAUAUUGUAGCAGCUGUGCGUAGAAUUGACUUAAAGCAGCAAUUAAAAGUGAACGGUCUGGCUCGAAUUUAAUCGAAGUGAAGUAAAAUUUGUAAACUAUUUUGCCUUCACACACCAAGUUUUUUUGAAAAGUUUGACUUGGUUUUCUUCGAAUUGGAUAUUGCUCGAUUUUGGCUGGCACGUGCGUGGAUUUAAUAAUUAAUAAAGAGCGUGCGCCAAGUGUGAACAAAACGUAAGUUGCUGCACCCGAACGGAAUAGAAAACCUGUUUUCCGUCAGCAACAUCAGAUACACAGAUGCAUAAACCACACGUAGAUAUAUCUACUACAUCUAUGUCACAAUGAAGAGUAUUAUUUCUCGCUUCUAUAGUAAUUAUGGCUUUAGUUUUAUUUAUGUGAUACUAGUUUAUACAACAUCCGCGCACAGUGUGCCAUCGUGUGGUUUAUAUGGAGCGCCACCAUGCCAGUUUGUACCAGCGCCGCCGGGACAAACACCAUCGUGCGCCCGACCAGGCAGAACCUACUGCGAGCACGUGGACAAUUAUCCAACUUAUCUCAUCAAGCAUCUAGUUCACAAAUGGGGUUAUGAGGCUAAAAAUUUGCUCGUCGAUGAGUCAUGGGAUGAGUUCUCUGCGUUGACGUGGCACGAGACGCCCGUCUUCUAUGAUCCAGCAUUUAUUUUUUCACCCCAGCGACCGUAUAAUGGCGGCGGAAACGGAGGACUUGGUAGCGGCGACGGCUUUAAUGGCUACAAAUACGGUACUCCAGGCAAUGGUGGCGGCAAUGCAGGUGGAGUUGCAGUAGGACCAACCAGCAGUAGUGACAAUACGUUCAUCAUCACAAAAUCACAAACUACAGAGACCCCUACAUUUCUGUUCUACACCUCCGCUGGCCAGCAUCUGAACAAAAAUCAAGUGAGCAAUUAUAAUUUAGGUGGAAACGGUGGAGCGCCCGGCAGUGGACACAAGGUUUCAUCAGACAGUCCAUCCUAUUGGCUAAAGCGCAUUUCACGCAAUAUCGACGGUGUGGUAGGCGUAGAAGUAGGCGGUAAUUUUACCGCGGCAUUGACAUCAUUCGACACAGAUUCGGCAUCAGCAACAGCUAGCCGUGCGAAACGCAGCAUUUCUUCAUCCUCCCAAAGCUCUUCAUUUUCAUCGAAACUGUCCCGCGACGUUUCACUCAAUAUGGAUCUCUUGGAUAUCAUUGGCGCUAACAAAGGCCCAAAAACGCGCACCAAACGGCAAAGCCCCGGCCGUGAGACGCUUUGCAAGACCACCUCUCAAUUUAUUACUCCACAAGCAGCGCUCAAUAACAAAGGAAAUUGGAUGUUUGUGGUGAAUGAGCCAAGUACAGCGCGGCAAAUGGUGAAAGCAGAAUUGUGCGCAUCAAACACCUGCUCGAAUCUCUGCCAACUGCCCAACGGUUAUAACUCCAGAUGCGAACAGAAAUACGUACAGAAACGACUGAUUGCAUUGCAGGCCAACGGCCAGAAUCUCUACACAGACUCAUUUUGGUUUCCGAGCUGCUGCGUUUGUACGAUAGCUGCGAAUUGAGCGAAGUAAGGAAUUGGAUGCGUUGGAUGAAUUUGCAAGUGACUGGCGACGAGAUAGUGAAUAGGCAUGCAAUUAAAUCCAAAAUUUGUAUGCAAUCAUUUUAUUUAUUGAUUAAAUAAUUAAUUUAUGGAGACUCAAGUAGUUUAAAUCGAAUUUGUAAACAAUAAAAAAAGUGCGAAAACUCCACAUCAUGAAACAUUAAAACAUUUCCAACGAUCUGUAGCAUCAAAUAAUUCUUGGAAACAAAGUGAAAAAUACUUCCUAAUUUUAAAGCAAAUGAAUGUUAAAAAUAUGUAUCAUAUUAAUGUCAAUUUAUUAGAAAGAACCAGAUGC
Molecule: messenger RNA, 2482 nt
Organism: Anastrepha obliqua
Lineage: Eukaryota; Metazoa; Arthropoda; Insecta; Diptera; Tephritidae
Gene: spz5
Product: protein spaetzle 5
Exons: 9
Coding region: 938-2149 (403 amino acids)
Biological process (GO): central nervous system formation; regulation of Toll signaling pathway; innate immune response
Cellular component (GO): extracellular region
Molecular function (GO): Toll binding; growth factor activity
Source: RefSeq, a predicted model, not a curated record